AUGGCAGAUAGCAACAGUUGUCAAGGAACUACAUUAAUAACGAGUUUUUCUUAUCACAAUUUGACAAAACGAGUAUCGGGAGGAUCUGAUAUACAGGAAAUUAAACUAUGGCCCUGGCAGGCAUUGAUAACAUAUAAUCCUUCUGUGUGGCCAUAUUCUGAUUCUUUUUGUGGUGGUAUCAUCAUUGGUAAAACAAAGGUACUAACAGCCUAUCAUUGCACUAUUAAAUCAUUGCAGACACACGAAGUGUUUCAGAAUGAAGAUGUGAUUAUCACUGUAGGGGUUCUCAAUAAAACAAGUGCUUAUGAGAGUACAAGAGCUGUUUACUCUGUGAAAGCAAUUUAUAGACUGUCUGUAAUAUCAACAAAUAGAGAUGUCUCUAUCAUAGAGCUAACUGAGGAAAUAAAUUUCACUGAACAUGUGAGACCAAUUUGCUUACCAAUGAAGAGUCAUGACUCUCACCCUACUCCAGGCACUGAAUGUAUUGUUAGUGGAUAUGGCUGGACAAGUUCGUCUGGUCCAUCUGCUAACAUUCUUCGUCAAGGGACCGUUCAAAUAGUUAGUUGGGAUGAAUGUAGGAAUCACUUCACUUUCAUAUCAAGUGAUACAAUGUGUACCAGCUCAGGAGAAGAGGGUAUAGGCUCUUGUCCAAAUGAUAGUGGGGGACCAUUAGCAUGUCGGAGGAACAAUGGUCAGUGGGUAGUGUUUGGUAUUGUCGGUGGUGGAAACUGUGCCAUGACUAAUGGAUAUAACUAUUACAGCAAUGUUUCAAGUAAUCUUGCAUGGAUAAAGUUUCCAAGUAACUAAACUAUUUUUUAUUUUAAUGAUUUCAUUUCAGCCUGUAUCAUUUAAUCAUAUCAUUAUUCUGUCGUUUUAAUUAAACUUUGAAAUUAAUGUUA
Molecule: messenger RNA, 899 nt
Organism: Amphimedon queenslandica
Lineage: Eukaryota; Metazoa; Porifera; Demospongiae; Haplosclerida; Niphatidae
Product: atrial natriuretic peptide-converting enzyme-like
Exons: 5
Coding region: 1-807 (268 amino acids)
Biological process (GO): proteolysis
Molecular function (GO): serine-type endopeptidase activity
Source: RefSeq, a predicted model, not a curated record